Paramecium sonneborni is the source of this 339-nucleotide messenger RNA. Lineage: Eukaryota; Ciliophora; Oligohymenophorea; Peniculida; Parameciidae. The record is from the annotation of a GenBank genome assembly.
AUGAAUUUUAAUUUUCGCAAUAAAUGCCAUUAGUAGCAAGAGUAAGAAUAAACAAAAGAGUAGCAAGAUAAUUAUGAAUUUGAUGGAAUCAUUUACGAUUUUACUUGGAAUCCACCCAGACAAUUAAAAACUAAAAUCUAAGCGCUUUACAGUAAUAAUGAUCUCAGGUAAUAGAGCUAUUUUCAGAAUGUAAAAGUAUUUAUUUGUUAAAAUAGAAAUUAAAUUUAAGAAUCAUCUGAAAAGCCUGACUUCUUGACUAAUUUAGAAUAAAUAAAUCAUUUAAAUUGGAUUGGAAAAUAUGGAUAAAAUAAUUUAAAAAUUGGUAAAUGGAAACUAUGA